AUGCCGCGACUCGGGUAUACCAAAUCGCGCAAUGGGUGCUUGCGUUGCCGACAGAGGAGGGUGAAGGUAUGGUUAUUUCAUCCGUGUGAUGAGAAGAGGCCUUGUUCGGCAUGCGUGAGACACGAUGUGAGAUGCAGCCUGCUUGAUAACCCUCCUCCUGCGGGAGGCCCGUCGAGGCGGGAGCUGCCCGCGAAGCCAACUUCAGCCCAGACCGCGUUCCCUUACUUUGACAAGUUUAUGCUUCCCACCGGCGGCGAGAGGGAGGCGGCAUGGAUCCAGGACCUCGAGCUGAUGCACCACUACAGCGUGGUCACGUCGCACACCAUGCCGAGGGCCCAGGACGAGCUCCACGUCUGGCAGAAGCUGGCCCCCAAUCUCUCCUUCAAGUACCCUUUCAUCAUACACCAGAUCCUCGCCGUGGCGGCCUUCCACAUGGCCUACCUAGAGCCCGAGCGCCGCAGCGAGCUCUUAUUGCUCGCCUCGCAGCACCAGAACAGGUCCAUCGAGGGCAUGCGGGCACACCUGGCUAACAUCACCACCGAGAACUGCCACGCGCUCUUCAUGGCGUCUUCUCUCUUGCUCGUCGGGGCAUUCGCAUCCUUCGCCAACAUCAGGUCCAGUGACUCGCCGCCGCAGGUCGUCGUGGGCCAGCGAACGCCCACCAUUGAGGACAUGAUCGAUGUCUUCAUCCUCGACAGGGGUGUGGCCAGCGUGCUUCAUUCGUCCGAGCCCACCAUCCACUCGGGCUACUUCCGCGACCUCUUCCACUUCAAGGCACACAAGCGGGUCAAUCCCUUUAUGGAACAGAUGGUCAAGGAACUGCGCGCCCUCGAGGACCAGAUCAACCAGGACGAGAGCAUCAGCCGCAUCGUGCGCAUCCUCGUCAACCUCGAGAUCACAAAGCUCCUCGACGCCGCCGAGAAGGCCGUCCGGACCACCAAGGAUUCCGAGAUGCGCGUCGCAACCUACUGGCCCAUCACCAUCGCAGAGGACUACAUCACACUGCUGAGGCAGCGGAACGAGGUGGCCCUGCUGGUCCUGGUCCACUACUGUUGUAUCCUAUACAAGGCCGAAGAGAACAACUGGUUCCUCAAGGGCUGGGGCAUUAGUAUAGCUUCCGACGCAGACAAGCUCAUCUCGCCCAAGUGGCGAGGCGCUAUCAAGUGGCCGCUCGAGCAGCUGGCACAGAACGUGGCGCCCACAUCUUGA
Cryphonectria parasitica EP155 is the source of this 1209-nucleotide messenger RNA. RefSeq lists its product as uncharacterized. The coding region runs from base 1 to 1209 and encodes 402 amino acids. Gene Ontology annotation, biological process: regulation of transcription by RNA polymerase II. The transcript has 3 exons. The record is from RefSeq and is a predicted model, not a curated record. Gene Ontology annotation, molecular function: zinc ion binding; DNA-binding transcription activator activity, RNA polymerase II-specific. Lineage: Eukaryota; Fungi; Ascomycota; Sordariomycetes; Diaporthales; Cryphonectriaceae.